This is a messenger RNA of Pomacea canaliculata, 5013 nucleotides long. Its product is annotated as fibrillin-2-like. Gene Ontology annotation, cellular component: membrane. Gene Ontology annotation, molecular function: calcium ion binding. The record is from RefSeq and is a predicted model, not a curated record. NCBI's taxonomy places the organism in Eukaryota, Metazoa, Mollusca, Gastropoda, Architaenioglossa, Ampullariidae. The transcript has 23 exons. Bases 40 to 4014 code for a protein of 1324 amino acids.
UCAACGCCAGUAACAGCGUCAUGCGGAUACGAUGCGAGGAUGGGUCCAGCGGACUUCUAUCGCCAAGACUUUGAACCUCUCUUCCUGGACGAGCUGGACCCGUCACAAUUAACAGAAGCUAAGGAUCUGUGUGGCGCCACCAACAUGCCCUGCAUCUACAACUUACUGGCCACUGGGGACCAAAACUUUGCCUUUCAGACAACAGAUCUUCGCAAUCUGUCCGACAUUCUCAUCCAACAAAGCAAGAACACCGCCCCAGUUCUACAGGUUCCCGAAGCUGCGCACGUCAUCUUUGGUGUUCCUUCGUAUUUUUUCGUCACUGGACUUGAUCCUGACGUCACAGACAGAUUGACCUAUCGCCUUUUAGAUGACUCAAAUGGAACAGUGAGCAUUAACCAAUCGUCUGGUGCAGUCAGCGUCAGCCUGAAAUCCUUAACACCAUUUAAAAUAAAGGUGUAUGUUGUGGACUCCCAGGGCGCUCAGUCUCCCGUGGAAUCCGUGCCAAUCGUCGCCUGCUCCGGGUGUUCAGGUCACGGCACGUGCAACAUGUCGGACACUAGAGACGUGCUGGGUGACCACGACUUCCAGUUCGCCGUCUGUCGGUGCGGACCGGCCUGGGCGGGAGACAACUGCGAACUGGACAGAGACGGGUGCAGUGACAGCCCUUGCCACCCGCUUCAGAACUGCACAGAUAUACCAGCCAGUCGACAAGAAUCCAGUGAUAUCGGGUACACAUGCAGCGCGUGUCCACAAGGAUACUUCGCGAAGAUCUAUUCCAAGGACUGUUAUGACAUAGACGAAUGCCUAAACGGUACGUUACAUGAUUGCGACAUGAUCUGCACCAACACGUACGGCAGUUACGAAUGUUCCUGUCAGGAAGGCUAUCGCCUGAGCACUAACGGCCAUUCCUGUGAUGACGUUAAUGAAUGUGUGGAGAGAACUCACGACUGUCAGCAGAUCUGUAACAACACUGCUGGCGGCUUCCAGUGCGAGUGCGAGGCAGGUUACACCUACGACAGCACCUCAAAGUCUUGUAUCAUAAAUGCCAAUGAAUCCCAGGUUUGCAGCAACAGUACCUGCUCUCAGGGCUGCAGAGUGAUCACUGAUGCUGCAAACAACACCCUCGCGCAGUGUUUCUGUUACCUGGGUUACGACCUGGACGUCAAGGACAACGCGACGUGCGUGGACCGCGAUGAAUGUCGGGACAAAGUGUGUGACCAGGUGUGUAACAACACGGCGGGCGGCUUCUCCUGCUCCUGCUACGACGGCUUCGCCCUGAACAAGGAUGAGCGCACGUGCUCGGCCUGCCCGUAUCUCAAGUACGGCCCCGAGUGUCUCCAGACGUGCACGUGCAGUGGCAGGAGCGUAGCGUGUCAUCCUGUACGGGGCUGCGUCUGUCAGGACGGCUGGACUGGCACUACGUGCAUGGAUGACGUGGACGAAUGUGUAGAGAACCCGGAUGCGUGCGGCCUCGACCAGACAUGCGUCAACAACAGGGGAUCUUACUCUUGUACAUGCCGUGUGGGUUAUAUUUUAGACCAGAAUGGAGUUUGUCAAGGUAUAGUGACUCUUGUAUUUAUUUGUCCUGCUAAAGUGUUACAAUGUGUCUUUUUCUACUUUUUUGUAAUAAUUAUGUCAAACCAGGUUUGCGAAGUACAGGAUUUUCCCUUAACAUUCUUGCUCGGUCAACCGGGAGACUGCCAGCACGACUGUGUCAACGUCCUCGGCUCCUUCAACUGCGAGUGUAAAUACGGCUACAGACUCAACGCUGACCGCAAGACCUGUUCUCAGGUACGAGAAGCUUGUGCCAACACGACCAAGUGCAGUAAGGCCCACGGUUGUACACUUGACGAUAACGACAACGACUUGUGUAUCUGUAACCUUGGCUACACGAUCAACCCAAACACGCAAGUCUGUGAAGAUGUCGAUGAAUGCGUAACGGGGCUGGCCAACUGUUCUCACACCUGUAGUAACACACCAGGUAGUUUCAUCUGCAGCUGCCCUGUUGGACUGAAGUUGGACAAUGCCAAGCUCAAGUGCUUCACUUGUCCCCUGGGGACGUUCGGACCUAACUGCUCUCACGUGUGCGCAUGCGCAGCCGGGGCAGAACGCUGUGACCCUGUUUCCGGUUGCGUGUGUCGUCAAGGUUGGGAAGGUGACAAGUGUGACAAAGAUGUUGAUGAGUGUCAGUCAGGAAUGUCGUCUGCCAACUGUACAGGACAGAACGUAGAAUGUGUCAACACUAACGGAGGCUACACGUGCAGGUGUCGUCAGGGAUUCGCUGCAGACAACGACAGCGCGUGUCAAGAUAUCGACGAAUGUUCCAAGCCUGUAUGCGACCAGCACUGCAACAACACCAUCGGCAGCUUCCACUGCACCUGUGACGACGGCUUCUACUUGGACGCAGUCACACAGACAUGCAGAGAUGUGGACGAAUGCGCGGACCUGCAGACAAAUGUUUGCACUCAACGCUGUGAGAACACCGCCGGCUCCUACCGCUGCUCCUGUCACGUGACAGGAUACAUCCUCAACAACGACGGCUUCACGUGCGGAGACGUUGAUGAAUGUAUAACUGGGGUGGCCAAUUGCUCCCACACCUGUAAUAACACACCUGGAAGCUUCGUCUGCAGCUGUCCUGACGGAAUGAAGCUGGAUAAUCUCUGGAUGACGUGCUUCACCUGUCCCCCAGGGACGUUCGGACCUAACUGCUCUCAAUUGUGCGCAUGCGCAGCUGGGGCAGAGCGCUGUGACCCUGUUUCCGGUUGCGUAUGUCGUCAAGGUUGGGAAGGUGACAAGUGUGACAAAGAUGUUGAUGAGUGUCUGUCAGGAAUGUCGUCUGCUAACUGUACAGGAGAGAACAUAGAAUGUCACAGCACUGACGGAAACUACACGUGCGAGUGUCGUCAUGGAUUCGCUGCUGACAACGACAGCGUGUGUCAAGAUAUUGAUGAAUGCAUUAAUGGGGUGGCCAACUGCUCCCACACCUGUACUAACACACCUGGUAGCUUCGUCUGCAGCUGUCCUGUCGGAAUGAUCCUGGAUAAUAUCUGGAUGGCGUGUUCCACCUGUCCCCCAGGGACGUUUGGACCUAACUGCACUCACGUGUGCGCAUGCGCCGCCGGGGCAGAGCGAUGUGACCCUGUUUCCGGUUGCGUGUGUCGUCAAGGUUGGGAAGGUGACAAGUGUGGCAAAGAUGUUGAUGAGUGUAAGUCAGGAAUGUCGUCUGCUAACUGUACAGGUGAGAACGUAGAAUGUGUCAACACUAAUGGAGGCUACACGUGCGAGUGUCUUCAGGGAUUCGCUGCAGACAACGACAGCGUGUGUCAAGAUAUCGACGAAUGUUCUGAGCCAGUCUGUGACCAACACUGCAACAACGCCAUCGGCAGUUUCUACUGCACCUGUGAUGACGGCUUUCUCUGGAAUCAAGUCACCAACAGAUGCAAUGGAGAAAACGACGUGCAGCUUGUAGACGGACCUAACCCGUACGAAGGACGAGUAGAAAUCUUGAAGAAUGGAGUCUGGCUGAGUGUCUGCCAUCAGUAUGUGUCAAGUGACUUUGGGAGGGUCGUCUGUAGACAGUUAAGCUAUCCAAACGAUGGCGCGGUUCUGUACUACGCCAACUCUUACGGCCAAGCUCCGGGUGAAAUACUCAGAAAGUACAUCAACUGUACCUGGGAAGAACUGUCGCUGUCAAACUGUAGUUUCUCAUCACGUGACCACAGCUGUGACCCUCGAUAUACACUUGGAGUCAGCUGUGACACAGGUCUGUCGGAGGUGCAGACAGUUCGCCUUGUGAACGGAACCUCUCAGUACGAGGGUCGGGUAGAGGUCUUCAAAGCGGGUGUGUGGGGGAGUGUCACAGCAAGUAGAGACCUGGCGACACGACCCUUGUACAGCGCUCUUGCUGCCAACAUUGUCUGCAGAACUUUGUUUGGAGCCAAUUAUGGAGGAUCAGCUGUACCUCAGCAAGAAGCGCUUCUGCGAUUUGGAUUUGCGAGGUCAGCCAGACAUUGAGUGGUUUAAGAUGUAAAGGAGAUGAGCAAAGCCUUGUGAACUGCACUCAUGAUGCUGGAGUUGCGUCUGAAGCACCAGAAGAUAGUCUGGCUGUGGUGUGCAAACAAGUUCCUGAAGGUUGCAACGGGUACAUUGCCGCACCCACCGGGAUGAUCACAUCUCCUGGCUUUCCCGAAGGCGCAGUGUACAGCAGAAAAACAGAUUGUGUCUGGACGAUUGUUAACAAGUCGUGGAUUCGAUUUACUUUCAUAAACCUUCAGACAGCAUCCCGGUUGACUGCUUCGAUGAACACACUCCGGGUCAUUGACAGUAACGCUUACUCCAACCUGGCCUACAUACAGAGACCCAAAACAGUGAGUGUAUUGCAGUCCUCUGGAAGUACACUGUAUGUGUGGCUCAAAGCGCAGUCUAGAACAAAAGGAAUUCAGUUUCAGGCUUCUUGGGAGACUCCACCCUGUUUUCAACGAUUGAACAAGAGAAGUGGCUACAUCCAGUCGCCAGACUACCCAAACCAGUAUCAACCAAACCUGAACUGCACGUAUGAAUUUGUUAAACUGGAAAGUUUCAAGUUCCGCUUCUCAUUCGAAGUUUUCAGUCUGGGAGAGCAGCAAGAUGGUGUGUGUCAAGAUGUUUUACAGAUCUUUGACGGUGACUCUGAAUCAUCUCCCACUGUCGGAGGCCUCUCUGUGGAUCAGCUCCCCUGACUGACCUGAAGACGAGAAACCAAAACUCCACAACGGUCCUCGUCAGGUUCACGUCAGAUGACGUCAGCACGUCUGCUGAGGGAGGAUAUAGGAUACAUUACUAUCAGCUAAAACCAGGUCGGAUUCAACUUGGUAAUUACACCGAAGACAGCGGUACCUUUACAUCUCCCGGCUACCCCGACGUCUACAACGGCGAAGAGGACGUCAUCUGGAUCAUCACCACCAAGCCCUACAAGACCAUCACACUCACUUUCACGACCUUCAGCUUGGGUCAUGCUGUAGGAACAAAAUAUUA